CUAGCGCGAAUUGCGAGAAGCUCACACAGGGUGUUUGAAAGACAAUUGUUGUCGUUCACAAAGUAGUUGCUAUGAAGAAGUGCCGUUGUCCGAAACGUCGCCUAUUUUAUAGAUGUGUUUUACUUUUAAGGCAGUGGUGUUAUUGACCAAUGUGUUUUUAAUUGUGUCGAUAGAUUUCGGGAGCGACUUUUUGGGUUUUCCUAACGACAGCAAUUUGUCAAAACUUCUGCCCACCAAUACUGUCUGGGACAAGGACAAUACCGCUUCUGCUUCCGUUUUGGCUUCCAGAAACGGAUCAGACUCUGAACAUGGACGGCGUGGAGGCAGCGCAGACGAAGGUGCAGGAUGCCGUGAGUGGCAUGGUGGACAAGCUGGAGAGGGAACACAUCCGUAAGAUGCAGGCACGCAUGUUCCGCUGCAGUGCAGAGUGCUGUGAAAACAGCGCAGCGUCAAUGUCGUCUGUACACCAUUGUAUCGAGAGAUGCCAUGCUCCUCUGGUGCAGGCCCAGAGUAUUGUCACCAAUGAACUGGAAAGAUUUCAGAACCGCUUGCAGCGCUGUGCAAUGAGCUGCAAUGACAAGGCCAAGGACUUGUUUGACUCGGGGACCAAGGAGCAAGUCGUAAAACAGCAGCUGGAGUCGUGUGUGCGCUCUUGUGCAGAUGAACACCACGAUCUCAUCCCCAGUGCGACUCGUCGAUUGCACGACACUCUAUCGUCCUUGCCACAGUAACUGUCCUCACCAGAUGAAAAUGUGGAGGAAGAGCAGUCGGUGAACUUGCUGUCUGGAGGGAAGAUAUUAAAUCUGAAAUCUUGUAUGACAUUGCUAGGGUAGUGAGGGUGGUUUGCACUCAGGCUAUUGGUGCAUGUACAAAGAAAUAAUUUAACCUAAAUAUGAGCUGACUUGUCAACAGCUUUUGCAACAUCUUUUUACAUAUGUUUUUUUGGAUACUGUGUGUGGUUUAUUGUGUUAAGUCUAAUGUUAAUGACUUGGGCCCUGACAGCUAUUAUAUUUUAUUGACCUAUGUGAUGAUUGAAAAUGCAGAUUACACUUGUCAAUAAAGGAGAAUGUGAAUUUA
This is a messenger RNA of Lethenteron reissneri (Far Eastern brook lamprey), 1077 nucleotides long. RefSeq names its product family with sequence similarity 136 member A (gene TIMCC). The record is from RefSeq and is a predicted model, not a curated record. Lineage: Eukaryota; Metazoa; Chordata; Hyperoartia; Petromyzontiformes; Petromyzontidae. Gene Ontology annotation, cellular component: cytoplasm.